Penaeus monodon (black tiger shrimp) is the source of this 3414-nucleotide messenger RNA. It is a transcript of the gene Arl6, whose product is annotated as ADP-ribosylation factor-like protein 6. Gene Ontology annotation, molecular function: GTPase activity; GTP binding. NCBI's taxonomy places the organism in Eukaryota, Metazoa, Arthropoda, Malacostraca, Decapoda, Penaeidae. Gene Ontology annotation, cellular component: axoneme; cytoplasm. The coding region runs from base 347 to 922 and encodes 191 amino acids. Gene Ontology annotation, biological process: intracellular protein transport; cilium assembly; vesicle-mediated transport. The transcript has 4 exons. The record is from RefSeq and is a predicted model, not a curated record.
UUGUAGGAUUUGGAAAGGUGUUAGCCCCGCGGAUCUCGCCCUCCAGCUGGGUUUGUUUACAUGUCAGAAGACGCCAUCGAAGCACGCAGGGAGAGGCCCGUCCUCGCUCCCCACCUUAUUUUGCGGGACUAUUCACCUCAGAUUCUUCAGUUUGGCUUUUAGAAAAUUAGUGACCUACAGGAAAUAAGGCAAUUUGUAAAGAAAGAAAGAAAUUUAAUGUGAUAUCAGAUACUGUAAGUAGAACUUUUAUAAUUAAGUGUGAAGAAUACUAUCCAAGAAAAUCUCCACUCAUUAUACUUUAACCUGUCAGACCGUCAACUUCACACAGCUCUCUGAAUUCAGUGCAAUGGGAAUGUUCGACAGGCUAGCGUUUUUCCUUGGCCUUAAGAAACGUGAAGCUAGUGUAUUGGUCAUUGGCCUGGAUAACUCAGGCAAAUCAACCAUGCUGAACCAUUUCAAAACAGAAGAUCAGAAGACGACGGAUAUUGUCCCUACGGUGGGGUUCAAUGUGGAAAAGUUCAAGACAAAAAAUGUGGGUUUCACAGCAUUUGAUAUGUCAGGUCAAGGACGCUACAGGAGUCUGUGGGAACAUUACUACCAUGACUGUCAAGGUGUCAUAUUUGUGGUGGAUUCCAGUGACAAGCUGAGGCUAGUUGUCGCCAAGGAUGAGCUCGACAUGUUGCUUCAGCAUGCGGAGAUCCGUCACCGUAGGAUACCAAUACUUUUCUUUGCCAACAAGAUGGACAUGCGAGAUGCUGUGAGUAGUGUGAAAGUCUCGGCAGCCUUGGGUCUAGAGCGCAUCUCUGAUAAGCCUUGGCACAUUACUGCUUCAAACGCCAUUACUGGAGAAGGUCUUCAUGAGGGUGUUGAAUGGUUGACAAAUCAAAUCAAGGAGAACUUUGGAAAUAAUAUGAACCGUUAGAUAAAGCAUGAGUUUCAGCUCUUCUUUUUUUUCAUGGAAUUUUAUUAUUUUUUGUAUUGAUGUGAAAAUGGUCUGUGAGUAACAGUUUGAAUUAGAAAUUUAUAUGUUUUAAAAACUGUAACAGAAAAUGUUACUUUGAGAGGAAAUUUUGCCAUGAGAAGUUUUUUUAAGAGUAUGUUAUUGAUUAAUUUAUUAGAUUAAUCCUCAAUUUUUUUUAAGUUUAACAUUUCUGUUUUAUAAUAGUUAAAGCAGAGUUCAAGUUAAAAUCAGCUAUAGGAAUAUCUGAUUGCUUUGCUUAAGGUAAAUGAAAAGCGAUUCUGUGGAAUUUAGUAAAUCUCUAAAUUAAGGUAAAAAAUUACUUGCGCUUUGGCCAUUUCAUGCAUUGCAUUCCGACUAAUCCUGAUUUCACUAAGCGUAAAGUCCUAGAAGAAGGUAAAUGUUGGAGUUAGACUCUUCAAAACUAGUCAGUGCUGUGAUAAGAAAAUUUUGAGUGCUCUUAUGCAUCUAGUCAGCAUUUGAAAUAGAGAUAUUACUAUCGAGCAGUAAUACUACAGAGCAGUAAUACAUUGAUUUAUAUGUUUCAUUCUUUUUCGUUUUGCUCGACUGAAUGAUUAUUCAAAGUUCUGAUAAGGUCCUCAGCAGUGUUUCAUAAUUGAGUUGAUCAUAUGAAUUUUGUAAAGUAACAGGUUUUUAUAAUACUAUUGCUUAUAGUACAUGCAGAUGCUUGCAUUUAUUGCACAAAUCUAUACUUUUCUUCAUUUAUUAUGAUAUUUUCAUUACUUUUAGAUCUUGCAUACAAGGAAAAUUGGUACCAAGAGGAAAAUGUGUAUGUCUGUCCCUUGCACUGUUAGUGACAGUUUUAUUCUUCAUCGUUGCUAUUGAACAAAUAAUUGAGGUUUUAUAAGGAUAGACAGUGUUUACUUUUCUUUUUUAUAAUGAUAUAUGCAUCAUUAUAUAUGUUUCAGAUUUUUGUAUGGCUACUCAUACAAUAAUUACUGCUCCUUUUUUUCUUUCUUUCUUUCUUUUCGUAGCACACAAUUUGUACUUGAAGAUCUCCGUUGUAACCAGACAAGUACACAUUCCUUAGAAAUAUAAUGUAUGCAAAGCUAACUUGGACUUGCAGCAGGUCCACAUUGCAACAUGAGUGUAUUAAUGUUCUAGUCACUUUUAUUUCUUUUGUGUAAAGCUAUCAACUGCAAAAGGUCAAAGUUCUUUUGUAAUCUUUAUCUUGUUGUUCGCUGAGACUUCUUUGGUGGCUACACUAAAAUGAAGUAUCUCUUUGGUUUUGCUGGAUGAAGUGUUACAGGAAAAGGCAUAACAUAAGGGAAAAGUUGCAGCCAGUAACUAUUUGUAAAUGGAAAAAAAAGAUGGAAAGAAUGACAUUUUAUCUUAAAAACAAAUACAUACAUGUACAGGCAAUUAUUUCUUUCCCAUAUUGCCAAAUGCAGAUUAAGUAAUAAUGAUCAAUCCAAUAUAAAUUAAUUAUUUAAAAAAAAAUUCUAGGUGUAUCACACAUUAGGAUGGUCUUAUCAUUGUUUUCUGUGUACCUGUAAUCUUGUCAAUUGGUAUUUGAACUAUAUAAACUGAUUGCUUCAGUCUCAGGUAACUAUAGUGGCAUUUGUACCAUUCAUUAAAAAAAGGAAUUGCCCUUUGAAUAAAUAUAUUUCUGUUACUGUUUGCAAAACAAUUUAACCCAUUCAUUUCAGGAUAGCAUGUAUGUACAUGUCAUGACCACUGUCAUUUUAGUGGAUUAAUUUUGUUUACAUAUAAAUGGUUCCACAAAAGCUUAGUUACCAAGUAGUCAAUUACAAGUCUUACCAGUUGCAUCUGUUUACCCCUUUCUGUGAUUUUCAGAAAAGCUGUUUACGUUUUAAUUGUUAUACAUAUUUGAAUAACAUUAUGAUAAUCAUAAUGUCAAUAAUAUUAAUAGUAACAGUAUUUAUUAAAACCAUUAGGAAAAUAUUUUUCCCUCAGUUGAGAUCACAUAGAGUUUACUAAUGAAUUGCUUGGUGACUGAGCACUUGUAGAGUCAUCUAUGUUUAAAAAAACAUUCACAAAACAAAACUACUGUGGAGAGUACAUCUAUCUGGCACCAAUGGGUCACAUGGUUCAGUAUAAUCCUUAUGAAUUUUUAAGCUUACAGGUACAUUGUAAAUGUUGUGUUUUGAAAUGUAACAGUAAAAGUACCUCAUGGUGUGUUCAAUAAUUUUAGUGUAUUUAAAGCAAAUUAUACAAUUUAUUUUGCUUUUAUUCAUUUUUCUGUUCCAUUUUAUGCAAACACACAUUCCUGGCUGUCAUUUCAUCGCAUAAUGUAAACAGAUAUGUAGUUGUUAUUUAACCAUUUUUCUUUUCUGUCUGUGCUUUCUAAUGGUGUAAUUGAGUCCGUCCAUAACCGUCCAUUAUACCAAUGGUAAAGAGGUUUAUUAGAAAGAUCUAUUUUUAUUUAGUAUUUUCAUGUAUUUUCAGCUUGCACAAUAAAAACUUCAGUAUAA